CAGUGCCUGGCAGGAGCCCACAGCUUCAGAUCCUGCAACGCCGACAAUGACGCGUGUGGGAGAUGGUCGACAAAACUGAGUCUCCUCCAUAAAGCAGACGACGUCUGCGGUGGGAAAUGAGUGCACUGGACUCAGAGGGAAUUCUUUGGCUUCGCCGAUCGAGCUUCGCUUGAUUGAGGGUGUUGGAUUCCUUUUAACUGUCUGAGGAUUGCAAACACACCGGUUUGUUUCUGCAAGAUGUUUUGAGCGCCAAGAGGGUUGAGAGAGAGAGAGGGAGAGACGUUGGCUGGCUGUUGGAGGGGGUUCUUACUGCGCACACAAGCGGCUCGCCUCCUCUACCCCACAACAACAACAAAAACACACAGAGGCGAUAGUGAAGGAGCGAGGGAACGCGGAGAAGUGUUGGUGUUGAAAUCUGGAAAUAUACGGCGCUAAAAUGACGAUGUCCGUCCCGGAGAGGAAGUCAGGAUCGGAGGGAAAGGAGGAGGAGAGUGAGGAUGAGAGCGAGAUCCUGGAGGAGAGCCCCUGCGGCCGCUGGCAGAAACGGAAAGAGCAGGUCAGUCAAGGUAAUGUUCCAGGUGUGGAAAGUGCCUCUUUGGCCAUGGACACGGAGGAAGGAGUGGAGGUGGUGUGGAAUGAAGUACUCUUCUUAGACAAGAAAGUCUUUAAAGCACAAGAGGAGAAGAUCAAGGAGAUGUUUGAGAACCUGAUGCAGGUCGAACACCCCAACAUUGUCAAGUUCCACAAGUACUGGCUGGACAUGAAGGAGAGCCAGGCUCGAGUUAUAUUCAUCACUGAAUACAUGUCGUCAGGCAGCCUCAAGCAGUUCCUGAAGAAAACCAAGAAAAACCACAAGACUAUGAAUGUGAAGGCCUGGAAGAGAUGGUGCACACAGAUUCUCUCUGCGCUUAGUUAUCUGCACUCUUGCGAUCCACCGAUAAUCCAUGGAAACCUGACUUGUGACACCAUCUUCAUCCAGCACAACGGCCUCAUCAAGAUUGGCUCAGUGUGGCAUCGGCUAUUUGUUAAUGUUUUCCCAGAUGCAAGUGUUCACAGCAAAGCGAGGCAACAUCGCGACGAGCAGAGAAAUCUUCAUUUCUUUGCUCCAGAAUACGGAGCUGGCGAAGAUGGUUACGCCAUAGACAUUUUCUCCUUUGGAAUCUGUGCUCUGGAGAUGGCUGUGCUGGAGAUCCAGGCCAAUGGAGAUAGUGCUGUGUCCAAGGAGGCCAUAGUCAAUGCAGGUCAAUCUCUGGAAGACCCUCUCAUGAGAGAGUUCACCCAGUCUUGUUUGCAUCACGACUCCAAGCUCCGUCCUACAGCUCACGACCUCUUGUUCCACCGAGUCUUGUUCGAGGUCCACUCGCUCAAACUGCUCGCCGCCCAUUGCCUCAUCAACAACCAGUACUUGCUUCCAGAGAACUGUGUGGAGGAGAAAACCAAGUCAUUUGACCCCAAUGCUGUCAUGGCAGAGAUUAAACAUGAAGACAGACAGGGAGUUCAGCUCAAGUAUUCCCACGUGUCCCCAUUGGAACUUGACAAGUUUCUAGAGGAUGUCAAGAAUGGAAUCUACCCAUUGAUGAAUUUUGCCUCAACGCGGCCUCACCCCGUCCCCCGAGCGCUCUCCUUGUCUCAGGAGCAGGUUGAAACGGUCAAGACGCCGACUCCUGAACCCCAGGAGACGGAGACAAGGAAGGUAGUUCAGAUGCACUGUAAUUUGGAGUCAAAUGAAGAAGGGACCAAAACUCAUCUCUCUUUGUUUCUGAAGAUGGAUGAUAAACUUCACAGGCAGCUCAGCUGCGACAUCCUUCCAACUGACACCUCCAAAGACCUCGCCAGUGAACUUGUUCACUACGCCUUCAUAAAUGAGGAGGACAGUGAGAAGGUGGCGGGGUUCCUGGAGAAUGCCAUCAAACAACACCGGGUCCGAGCACUCGCUUCUGGGAGCACGCAAUGAGGAGGGGUCCCGACAGGCUCUGGCCCAGAUGGAGGGUCCCGGGGCAUUGAUCACUCAGAUGGAGAGAGAGCAAGAGAGGGCAGCGGGUAGGACGAGACAGCCGUGGACCUGAGGAAGCACAGGGAGCUGACCCAAUGGGGAAUAAAAAAAAAGGGACAAACACAGAUGGAUGCUGCACCUUGACAGACAGUAAAUCAUCUCAGUGAGAAGGCGCCUCUGGCUGGAGGACCAGAGGAAUCACGGCUGCGUCCAGCAACCCCACAGAGCAGAGGAAGAUUGACAAACUCCCUGCCUAAAAGGGCUAUCAUGCCUUAAGAUAUCUUACAAUCUUAGGUUUUCCAUAAUGCCACUAUCCAGAGCAGAUAUGUUAUACUCACAGAUGCAGCAACUACAUACUACUACAUACAAACAGACAUUUUGUUCCUCAAAGCCUCAUUUGCACACUUUUAUUGCUGAUUAAACCUCCCUCUCCCUCACAAGCCAGAACCUUCAGUUCACAAGAGUUUUAGGGAAUUUAAGAUUCCGUCUUAUGUGCACUGUUGAUACCCAUUCAGCUGACUUUUUUUUUCUUCUGUUUAACUGUGAACAGGACAUGCAUUGCACAAAUGUUUAUUUUUCUUUGUUCUACACCUUCAAAGUGACACACCUCACUGCACUCUCCGACUGAAUGCUAUCUCCACACAGCUAAACAUGCUACGCCUGAAUGAGGUGAUAAGUAAUGAGAUGAUGCCUCUCUGUUUUAGCCUGUAGUGCUCUUACAGGUUUUCCACCGUGAAAGCCAAAGACUUGCAAAGUGCCUGUUAUGGCAGUGAAAUGGCAUCACCCACAACUUAGCAAUUAACACGUUCAGGUUGACUUUAGUCUUAAAACAAGAUCAACUUUGCAAUUCUUUAUUAUUAGUCCACAAAUUCAGCCUGUGUGGAAGUGAAGAGGAAGUCGAGGCUGAGUAAUGGAAGCUUGAUUAAGAGCUGCAGCCUUUUUUAUUGGACUUAUGGAUAAGAUGGUUAUGGUCUCUGCUGCCGUCAAUAUUAGUAGCCUGUGUACAAAAAUUGGAAUAAAUCUACGUGUGAUUUGAAAGCGUAGUCUUACUUAAACAGGAGCAAAGCUGUGACUAUCUGAUGUUAAAAUUAAUUAUUAAAAAAUUGCCAUUUUGUUUAUUAAUAUUCCUGCUAUAGUUACUAUUAUUGUAUUUCCCAAACCAUUUGAAAAUAUUAGUACAUGAAUUUUGUUUUGUAAAUAUUUCCGUAGAUCUUUCAAAGGUGAAAUCCACCCAAAUCAUUAGAAUUUGUUUUUCCUGUGAGGUUUUCAUGGACUCCAGAUGUUACAGCAGGUGAUGAGAAACUGAAUUAUUUUCCUUUGCAUGUUUUUAUUUCCCAGAACCCCAUCUACUCUAGUUUUAUUUCACACAGUUCUGGUGUGAAAUGUGAAAACGAUGGCACUGCAACCCACACAAAGACAAAAAUAGAGCUGGCUGUGCAUCAGUGCCUGAUUUUUUUUUAUUUUUUUUAUCAAGAACCUGGUCUCUGAAACAUAAAAAGCUGCCAUUUGGGUGGAUUACUCCUUAAUAAAACUGUAGUAAAAAACAGUAGUGAUCAUCAGCAAAAUACUGUUGUCACGUUUUACAUAGCUCUGCGUCAUUUGUUUUAUGGGUUUGUGAGGUUGCAGUUUCAUAACAGUUACACUGCUGUACAGUCAUUGCCUACAAUACUUACUAUACUCUGUGUCGAGCCUACUUAUCAGUAUGUCUCUGAAGACAGGAGCCCUGAAGCCUCCCAGACAGUCACCUGCUACAGGCUGUGGUGUACAUAUUUGUUUGUGGCUAUCAAAAGAGGCGUAUGUUGGACAACACAAAGCAGUGCCACUAUUGCUCUUGUUUGAUCCUAGUAAGCUGCAUGUCUUAAAAGCCUGCAACCGUCCAGAACUGCAUUUUGCCUUUGUCAGUCACAGUUCAGUUCCAGAGAGGACCUGACCAUGAAAAUGAAUGUUUAGACUGUGCAAACAUGGAAAAAAAACAAACCCUUCCAUAUCAGUCUUAUUUUACGUCAAAUGACUUCUUCUUUUUUUAUUUCUGUGACUCUGUUGAAUAAAACUUGCCUUCGGAUGUGUUCUACUUAAACCUUUGGUAAAUAUUGUAGCUACUGCAAUUAAAUACAUGACAAUAAACAAGAUGUAAUAUGCUG
Maylandia zebra (zebra mbuna) is the source of this 4134-nucleotide messenger RNA. The record is from RefSeq and is a predicted model, not a curated record. Lineage: Eukaryota; Metazoa; Chordata; Actinopteri; Cichliformes; Cichlidae.